Molecule: messenger RNA, 5315 nt
Organism: Haliotis rufescens (red abalone)
Lineage: Eukaryota; Metazoa; Mollusca; Gastropoda; Lepetellida; Haliotidae
Exons: 4
Coding region: 97-3570 (1157 amino acids)
Molecular function (GO): ATP hydrolysis activity; protein binding
Source: RefSeq, a predicted model, not a curated record
CAUCCUGCUCAUUGAUACAGCUUUAAUCUUGCGCCAGCGUCACAUGGAGUUUGUAUUGGAGCAGAUGAGGCCCGCAUUAGAAUGAUCGCUUGAAGAAUGGACAUUUCUGCAGCAAAAACAACAACCCACGAGUCUCUACCUUGGCCUCCCCUUAAACCACCAACAAAGGGAAGGAAGCAGGGACAAUCCGUGUCAAUAACAACCCACCAGUACGUAGGCUGUUCAGUAUCCCAGUAUGACGUGUCCAACUCCUCUAACAUCGCUGUUGGACACAAUGGACAAAAUGGCUGUCUAUCACAAGAAAGCCUUUGCAUGAGGAUCAAGGAACUGAGGGAUGGUUUUAUUGCGACUCAUGCUCUAAGCAAAGCUCAAGAACUUCUGAAAAGGCACCACCACGUGGCAAUCUGUGGAGCUCCUGGAGAUGGGAAAACCACCACAGCACUCAUGCUCUGUGAAAAAUAUCGCCAGAAAAAAUAUGAAAUAUUAUUUGUGGAAAAUAUAGAGAAGCUGGCUGUUGAAACAAUUAUCAAAAGACAAAAUCACAUGAUAGUUGUAUUUGAUGACAUUUUUGGAUCUGUAACAUUUUCAGCUAAUAUGGACAAACUACAUUACGUUUUCAAUACCUUGAAUGACGCCUUAUUGAGCUCGACAAGGGACAAUGAAACUGUUGCCAAGAAGACGACUGAUGAAAAGAUACCAAGAGGACACAAAAUUCUUCUUAUAUUCACCUCAAGAAGCUACAACUGGAACGAGGGCAGUGCAAGACUGCAUCAGUUCAAAGUAAACAUCUUCAAACCUGAAGCCAUUGUUGAUCUGACAAGAUCAUUUCUGACCACAGAAGAAAAAAAGGCUAUGAUUCAAUCAUUCAGCUCCAGGAGUCAGAUGUGUGAAGCCUCAAGCAAGGACAUGCAAACCAUUACUGAGUUACAAGACAGCAUAUUUGGAUAUCCUUUGAUCUGCAAAUUGUACUACACUAACCCAGUCUUCCAGAUGCACAGUCGUAUUGACUUCUUCCAGAACCCUGUGACAUACCUGAGAGGUGACCUUGACACCAUUGUUCGUGAAGGCAGCAGCAGAUCGGCAGCUCUUGUUCUCCUUGUUCUGUGUGGUGGGAAGUUGGACCUUGUCGCCUUCAAACUGGGGAUAGACAUGAAAAUUACAGAUUUACUCCAGGUUGUAAAGGAAGAGAUAUCACUUUGUACUCGUACCGGCAUUGCGAAGGAGAUCUGCAACUUUACUGGCACUUACUGUACAGUAGAGAAUCAGGUAGCCUCCUUCUUUCAUCCAUCCAUCCACGAUGCUGCAGCAUGCGCCCUGGGAAAUCUGAAUGAUGUGUUGUUACUGAAACAUUGUUCGCUGCAGUUCUUAUAUGAAAGAGUUAGACUGAGCAAGGACAGCCAGCAACAGACAACCCACACCGAUGAUGUCACAAACAUGAUCUACAUCACUUCCAGUCUCCACCCGUUAGUGAUCAGCAGGUUGGUGGAGGGUGUCCGAGAAGGAUGCUUCAGAUGGACAGUAGGCCACCCUGUAUUCAGAAGUGCUCAAAUAGCAUCCUCCUUCUUGACACAGAUCAUGGCUGACUUACCAGGUGUUGUUCAAAGAAAAGAUAGGAACUCAGGCGAAUGUUUUUUAUACUGGGUUUCAUUGUCAACUAACCAUUCACUGUUUGAACGCUCGGUGUCACUGAUGAGUAAUGAUGGGAAUAUUUCACAUUCUGCACUCACUGACUUCUAUGACAGUAUCACAGGCAGUAUACAAAAUGGUUACCUAAAACAUCUUCAACAUAUUACUGCUGUACUCAAACAACAUGGGAAAUAUGAUGUAAACUGGAGGACAAACAGAGGAAGGACCAUGCUUAUGGCUGCUGCUGAGACAGGACAGUUGGAUGUGUUCAACUAUCUACUCAAAGAGGGAGCUGACGUCUCUCUGAGAGACUGGCAUGGCCACAACUGUCUUCAUAUUUCAUGUAAAUAUGGAAGCCAUGAUAUCGCCAGAGUUGUUAUUGAGCAGUUCCAACAAAUGAUUGAAGUGCCUGAUAAAAUGCAAAACACCCCAGCAAUGCUGAGUGCGAAGUCAGGGCAAUGUGAGAUCCUGAAGUGUCUUGUGUCCCACAAGGCAGAUCUCACUGUCACCAAUUAUUGUAACUGUAACUGUCUUCAUAUUUCAUGUGCAAAUGGUCACAUAUCAAUUGUGAAAUAUUUGAUCUCAUUUCCACAAAUCGACAUGAAUAUGAAAGGAGGCUUCUUGACCACAACACCAGUGAUGAUGGCAGCUGAAGGAGGACACUAUUCUGUUUUUUAUCUUCUUGUAUCAGAAGGAGCCGAUUUGUCACAUACUGAUGACUACAACAGGGACUGCCUGAUGCUGGCAUGUGGGGGAGGUAAUCUCCCUAUUGUCAAACAUCUCUUAUCUUUGAAUACCUCCGACAUCAACAGAAAAGGGCACAAUGGACAAACGUCGGUUAUGUUGGCAGCUGCAGGGGGACACAGUAGUGUUUAUAACCUUCUUGUGUCAAAGGGUGCUGAUCUGUCGCUCAUCGACAAUGACAACAGAGAUUGUUUGAUGUUGGCUUGUGAAGGAGGGGACAUAAAUAUAGUGAAACAUCUCUUCUCUUUGAAAACGGUUGAUGUAAACAGAAGAGGGGGAUGGCAAGAAACAACACCAGUUUUGAUGGCAGCUGAAUGUGGUCACUCUGAAGUCUUUAAUCUUCUUGUAUCCAGAGGAGCUGACUUAUCACGUGUUGACAGAUACAACAGAAACUGUCUGAUGUUGGCAUGUAAGGGAGGCAAUCUUUCUAUUGCGAAACACCUCUUAUCUCUGAACACAUUUGACAUCAACAAGAGAGGGGGAUAUUCAGAUCAAACACCAGUGAUGGUUGCAAUUGAGGAAGAACACUAUGAUGUUUAUCAUCUUCUUGCUUCAGAGGGAGCUGAUGUGUCACUCGCUGACAAAUUCAGCACAGAUUGUCUCAUGGUUGCAUGUAUGCAAGGAAACAUAUCCACAGUGAAACAUCUCUUAUCCUUGAACAUCUUUGACAUCAACAGAAGAGGCGGAUGGAGGCAACAUACUGCUGUUAUGAUGGCAGUAGAAGGAGGACACUGUGAUGUUUAUAAGCUUCUUGUGUCACAGGGAGCUGAUCUCUCUCUUUCUGAUGUUCACAACAGAGACUGUCUGAUGUUGGCAUGCAUGGGCGGUAGCCUAGCUAUUGUGCAAGACAAUUUAUCUUUGGGAGCAUUUGACAUCAAUAGAAGAGGAGGCUGCUCAGACCAAACCCCAGUCAUGGUGGCAGCUGAAGAAGGACGCUAUGACAUUUACAAUCUUCUUGUAUCAGCGGGAGCUGACCUCUCAAUUACUGAUGGAUCCAACAGGGACUGUGUGAUCUGGGCGUGUAAGGGAGGUAACCCAUCCAUAGUGAAACACCUCUUAUCCCUGAACACAUUUGGCAGAGAAGAAUAUGGUUGUGCUGAAUAUAUCAGUUGUGCCAAGGGACACAAGGACAUCAUUGACCUCCUGAAAUUAUAUUCAGUGAAGGUCUGUACUGCUCAGUAUCAGAUAGAGGACGAGUGACAGUACGUUAUCAAGUAAAAAUGUUAUGCCAAGAACUGAGGCAGAGACUCUCUCUCAUUUACUCACAUAGUUUUAAACACAGAAUGCUUAUCUCCAUUCAACCAUGAAAAAAUUGUGUGAACAAAGGUCCAACACACUGGUUACGGGUGAUAAGGUUUCAUUCCCAGUGUCUGAUACACUCCCUGAAACAAUAUAUCAUUCAAAAAUACAGUGUCAUAACUUGAGGCUUCAAAACAGUCAGGGGUGGUCGGGUAGCCUAGUGGUUAAAGCGUUCGCUCGUCACGCAAAAGACCCGGGUUCAAAUCCCGACGUGGAUUCAAUGUGUGAAGCCCAUUUCUGGUGUCCCCGGCCGUGAUAUUGCUGGAAUAUUGCUAAAAGCGGCGUAAAACCAAACUCAUUCACACAAAACAGUCCAUUACAAAAAUUAAAGAAAUAAAAAUGACAGAUUAUAUGAUUAUUAACAACAAGGGUCGAUAACUCCUUGAUUAACGCAUACAUUCAAAUCAAAAUAGAUAUGGGACAGACAUAGACGUUUUCAUGCAAUACGUAUGUCAGAUUAAAUAGAUAUGAUACCCAGUAUCACAUAAACAUAUACCAGAAUACAAAAUAACAUUAUUCUGACCCGGUGUAUGACACUGGGGUGCACACGACGUUAGCACCGCCAAACCAGAACAACCAAGCGUAACUAAAAUCUGUGUAAACAAUUUUCUGUAGUAACUACAAAUCAAAUAGCUACUAUCAUUACAAACGCAUGGAACGCAUCAAAACAGCUUAGGCUAAAACCACAUUCGUACUUAAAUUCACAUAUACAAUAUUCAUCCUAUCAUUUAUGAAAUCAGUCAAUCAAACGUUCAAACGAAAGGACACUUUCAUCAUUGCUUUGCCAUUAAACACAGAAAAAAAACCCUCCUAAUCCCCCCUCCUCCUCCUCCUCCCUCUGCUCGCCAACUCUGAUGUCCAUGAUAGCCUUACUUGCUUCAGUGGAGGAUUUUACGUGCGCUUCUUUUAUUUAAGUUGAGGAUUUUACGUGGGUUUCUCCUCCUCGCCCUCUUGGAGGCGCAAGCCUCCUGGAACCGGAUGUGCCGCCAUCUUUUGAGGCGCAUGCCUCCCGGAAACGGACGUGACGUCAUCUUGGAUGCGCACGCAUUACCCAGCAUGUCCCUCUUCGCGCAUCCAAGAUGGCGGCACUUUCAAUAGGGGAGAUAACUCCUGCUGGCUUGACCAGGGUUCUGUCCUAUACCACUAACAAUACAUAUUUUACCGAAAUUUGUUCCUGAAAUAGCCAGGAUUUCUACCCCUCUGCGGGCAAUUAUAUGAUAUGAAAAAUAGUAACACAAAGAGCAAAAAUACGGUUUCGUCUCUCACCUGUUACUUAUCUAGACUGCUCUCCUUUUUCGUGGUAAUUUGAUGAAUGGGUACACACAACUAGUUAUACUACCGCGGGCCCGUUUUAUAUUUUCGGCACCUUUCCCCUACGCUGAGCGCGCUGGUCAUACGUCACUCAUACGCUUGACAUAAGCUGGCAAUACGCUUUUAUACUUUUAAAUUAUGUAUAAGUCAGUGAUGCACUACUAAUACGUUAGACAUGCGUUAGAUAUACGGUGAACUCGUUAUGUAUACGCAGUGUUCGAAAUACCUGCCUGCCCGACCGUCCGAGACGGGUUGAUUUCAACUCGGGCUGCCAGAUUUUCGAAUCCCCCUGCCCGACAGUCGGGUAAUAUUUCAUAUGUAAAAAUAUUCUAAAU